This is a messenger RNA of Taeniopygia guttata (zebra finch), 1974 nucleotides long. The record is from RefSeq and is a predicted model, not a curated record. Lineage: Eukaryota; Metazoa; Chordata; Aves; Passeriformes; Estrildidae.
UUUUUUGCUAAAAACUAACGUCUGAGAGUUUUUGUCAUAAAUUCUACGCUAUCAUGAGUUUGUCUCUUUCUAGAAAUGUACGUGGAUGCCACGAGCUGCGUUCCUUCCUGCCCUGCGGAGCUGCGGGCUGGCAGCCAGGGCCGUGGCCGCGGCCCUCAGCCCCUGGGGACUACAGCUCCCGGCGUGCACCGCGGGGCCGGGCGGGGAGCGGGGCCGGGAGCGGGGCCGGGCCGGGAGCGGAGCGGGGCCGGGCGGGGCCGGGAGCACCGGGAGCGGCGAUGCCGGUGUGGCUGCGGGAGCACAGCUGGCGCCAGAGCCCCACCGCCGUGUACCUCUCGCUGCCCUUGCGCGGCGCCCGGGCCACCCCCGCCAACAUCUUCUGCAGCGAGCAGUACCUGAAGGUAAGCAUCCCUCCCUUUUUAUUUGAAGCCGUUUUGUAUGCUCCUAUUGAUGACACAAACAGCACAGCAAAGAUUGGAAAUGGAAACAUUUUCUUCACUUUGUAUAAAAAAGAACCAGCCUUGUGGGAUUCCCUAACUCUAGCCAAUGCUGACAAGGAGAAACUACAGUAUCUGAGAGAGAAUGCUGUUCUAAAAGCCCAAGAAAAGGCAAAAGAGGAGACGGAAGCAAAAAAAAUUACAAAACAGAAACACAAAAAAUAUGCUUUGGAGGCCACAAUGAAGCUAGAGGAAGCAGAAAGACAAAGAAUUGAAGCUCUAAAAGAAAAGGAGCGUCAGAAAGUUGCUAAAGAGUUGGAGUUAUGGAAAAACCAAGAAAAAGAUGGUGAUAAAUACAAGAGCAUACAAAAGAAGGAGGAAUUACAUCAAGAAAUAGAGCCAUUAAAAGAAAGAAAAAAUGAAAAAAUGAACAAAACUCGGAUUCCUAAUGAAGGAAGUUCUAAGACAAGACUCAAAUCCACAAGAGGUCAUGGCUCCUGUAGUAUAUUUUCACAGAAGUUAAAGGAAGAACAGUUACCAGCUCCCCGAGCUCCUGCUACAAUUAAAGUCAACUUUACACCACGAGUUUUUCCCACAGCUCUGCGAGAAUCUCGUGUUGCAGAAGAGGAGGAGUGGCUACACAAACAAGCAGAAGCUCGAAGAAUAAUAAAUUCUGAUUUAUCUGAGCUGGAAGAUUUAAAAGAAGAGGAGAAGAAUCCAGAUUGGUUAAAGGACAAAGGAAACAAAAUGUUUGCAAUGGGAGACUACCUUGGGGCUGUGAAUGCCUAUAACCUUGCAGUGCGGCUGAACAAUAAACUUCCCGUGCUGUACCUGAACCGUGCUGCUUGCCACCUCAAACUGAGAAAUUUGCACAAAGCUAUCGAAGAUUCCUCCAAGGCACUGGAACUGUUGACACCACCUGUUCCUGAUAAUGAGAAUGCUCGAGUGAAAGCCCACGUCAGACGUGGAACAGCAUUUUGUCAGCUGGAAUUAUACACUGAAGGCCUUCAGGAUUAUGAAGCAGCUCUCAAGAUUGAUCCCGGAAAUAAAAUUUUAGAAAAAGACGCUGAGAAGAUUCGACAUCUAAUUCAAGGAACAAUGCAAAGUUCUUAAUUAAAAAAAGCAUAAAAAAUUUUGAAGCCUUUGAGGACAUCAGAAGGAAUCCUAUUUCUCUUCAGUGUGUGUUAUCUUGACGAUUUUCUGCUUCACUUGGAACACUUACAAAAUUGGUAAAAAAUUGGAUAUAUUACUGGAAAGUAUAGUAUUAUAAACCUGAUUAGAUAUAUUUUAUAUAAAUUUGAUACAAAGUUGUUGUAUUUUUGGUUUUUUGUUAGCAUUCUGUAUUACUCUGACAAUCUGAAAUCCCGGACAUGAAGUGGUUCCUUUUUUUAUGUGUUCUUUCCAAAAUGGGACCAUUUCAACUACACUUCUUCCGGUAGCAGUUUUAGCAGAUUUCUGAAUUUACUGCAUCAGUCUCUUUCCUGAAUACCAUUUAUGACUAAUUUCUUUCUUUAUAAUAAAGUAUCAUGCAGAUACA